ACGAGUGCUCGCAGUCGUCAACAUGAUGUGGCACAUCGCAACGGCGGCCACAAUUAAUUUUAAGUUUAUCGUAAAUUCGUUCGCCGAUCGUGUCGGCAUAUAAUAAUUAUGUAAUAUAAAUCUUACUUAGUUACUUUUUCGUUUACUGUAUUCGUCGAAUCCGUUAAAUAGUACAAAAACACGAAAUCCGUUGACGAAAAUCGAAGUUUUUUAACGACCAACGUUACGUAUUGUAUAUCGGAUUUACUAAAAGGCUGUGUUACAACGUAAAUAAAACGAUAUGGAAGCAGUACCCGAUUUCGAAGAAUUAACGUUAUGUGGAUAUUGUAAACAGAAAUUUAACGAUACGGACCAAAGCCCCAAGAUGUUAUCGUGCAAGCAUUAUUUUUGUCUGCAGUGCAUGCGAACGACUCUCGUAAAGGGAGGUGAACUAUUUUGCGUCCAUUGCUGGAAACGUACCGAGCUUGGUGAGAUGGGACCCGAAUCGCUGCCGACCUACGCUCCGGUGCUGCAUUUAACCAAGAACUUCGCCCAGCUGAAGUUGGGCGCGAAACCUCCCGAAAAGCAACCUCCAAAGGUAAUAUCCGAAAACUGCCACACGCACGCCAUGCCGUUGGCGCUGUGGUGUCAUACGUGUUGUUCGCCCUUGUGCCGCGCGUGCGCGUCGACAAGUGAACACACGAAUCACCAAAUCAAAUCGCAGAACGAAGCGAAAGACCAAUUGGUUACGGAAGUACAAAUGGAUCUCGUAUCAAUGAACAAGAUCCUGUCCGAAAUACAACGUUUAACGAUGCAGCAGCGAGAAUUUCUGGUGAAAAUUCUCGAGGCAUGCGUCACCUUAAAAACGCACGUCGAAGCGGAACUGACGAAUAGUAACGCUCACGUUGAGUUAACCGAAACGCGCGACUACUUAGCGAAAGCCAGAAUGAACCUCUCGGUGGCCGACAGUUUAGUAGACGUGCAAAAUCUAUACUCGUCCCUAACGAUGGAAAAGCAACGAUUGCAAUCGCGUUACCAAGAAAUGUAUCUCCAAUGCCAAUUAGACGACUUAAUCCGAAACUCGACGGUCGUACUCGAUUUUCAAUUACUAAAACAAGCGGUCGGAAACAUUCACAGCGGCGAGAUGUCGUUCGCGAGCAACUCUCGAAUAUUGCCACUCAACCAGCAGAACCCCAUCCUCUUCCUUGCCAACUACUGUCUGUCCCAGCUGUACUCGCGGCACGUCCUCUCGAAACAGCCCCUAAACGGCAACCUCGACUACCACAAUCACAACGCGAUUCCCCCACUCCCCCCGAACUACAUGGCCUCGCACGGGCCGCCGCACCUCCUACUAACGUCGCCAAAAAACAUGUACCCCGACAACAACAUGCUCGUACAAAACAUGAUCCACUCGCCGCAAAUCAUCAAAAACCCCUCCAACCUUUGUCCGCUCUACUACUUUAACAUCGAGGUAAAUAACACGCCGAUGGGCCGAAUCGUUAUAGAAGUACGCGCGGACGUCGCGCCGAAAAUGGCGAAGAAUUUCGGUGUGCUGACGACGGGCGAGGCGGGCAUGGGCUACAAGGGCUGCUCAAUUUUCCAAUGCUGGGAGGGGGAGAGCGUGAUAACGGGCGAUUUCGAGUUGAACAACGGUCGCGGCGGUCGAUCGAUCUUCGAGGACUCCUUCUUCCUCCCCGACGACACAAAGCUGCUGGCGGUACGCGGAACGGUCGGCAUGCGGCGCACGCAAAAGCGGCACGACAACCUGGGAAUGGUCGGUUCGCAAUUUCGCGUCAUUUUGCAGGAGAUGCGCGGCUUCACGGGCAUAUUCGGGCACGUCGUCGAGGGGCUGGACCUAGUCGAAAAAAUUAGUACGUACGGCGACAACGCCGGCAAGCCGACGAAGAAUAUACUGAUAUCAAAGUGUGGGAAGUUAUAAGUUAGGUUAGUACGGUUUAGAGGUAGAUUUCUGUCAAUAGUUUUAUAGUUCAUUUGGCAUGGCAUUUAUUUUUACGUUUUAUUAAUGUAGACACGGUGCGAUUCCAUUUUGACAAAAAACCAGUUAGAUCGGACGUGUGCACGCGAUUUGUGGUACGUGCCAUCGUUUUCUUUUACAAUUUCCUUUUGAUUACUUUCGAUAUAUGAUCAUAUCGAUAAGCCUUAUUCCUCAGCACAACAAAUUUGUUAGUUUUAGGUUUAGGUAUUGGGGGAAAAAAAACCUAGAUAUAACCGUAAUUGAAAAUAUCAUUUGGUUUUCGGUUAAGGAUCGUUGCGAAUAUUGUAUAAGAAAUCUAAAUUAUAUGGCGCUUUUUAAUGUUUUAAGCCGCUUCUAACAUUAAAAAGGGUCUUUCGAUUUUGCAAAAAGAAAAGCAAAUGGUUCGCUUUGAGAAAAAGAUAAUCGUACUACUACUAAUGAUAAAAAAAGUUAUAUACUAUAAAUGUUUCAUGUAGCUUGCGCAUUAUCGUAUAGUUUUUAAAACACGACCGUCUUAGCUUUCUAUCAAUUUCCGAAAAACAACUAUAUUUUCGUAUCGUAAAGAUAGCGUAAAGCAGAUGGAUCAAUAUUUUUAAAAUGGCGAACGUUGACGUUGAAUGUUAUUAGCUUUAUAAGAAUUCGUAGCUUAAAUAGCAAUCGUUUAUAUUGUUACAAAACGUUUAGUGUGCUAGUGCGUGUUAAUAUUUCAAAUUUUAAUUCCUAGAAAUUUCCAAACGAUCGCGUUUUAUAAGAAUGGUUCAAGGGGAGGUGAUUAGUCAUUUUUUUAGUUAAAUACGUACACAGAGCUAAGCUUUGGAAACUAAGUAACUUAGGCCUAAUUUUUUUCAGGAUGUCGAUAUACUUAUAGAAUUAUCCUUAGUUUAAAGGCAUUGUUUUUUUUACAAUAUUUCGCUUGCUGGAAUUGUGUUGGUGAUUUUUUAAAAUUGUGUAAUAUUUGUAAAUCAGAGAGGGAACGUCGUAAUGCCGCAAUGAAUCGUAAUGCAAAUGGCCAGUCGUGUAUAACAAAGUACGUUCUUAAAUACUGAUUUUCAAAUCGUAAAUUUUACCAAAGUAUGUUCAUUCGAGAAGUAUCACGAAGCGUUAUGUACUUUUAUUUGUGAAACGAAAGUGCGUAAUUGAGCCAAUGAACAUUAUUUAGGUGUAAGUCGGUUGUAUCGGUAAUUGUUAUACUUAUUUUAAAGUUUAUUUAGCACAUAGAUCCAAUAUUCGGGUAAUAUUUAUGUGGUAUAGACAUGCUCUCAAAAAGCAGAAUAUAUUGAAUGUUACGAAUAAAAGUUAUUUUAGCAACUUUUUUUAUUUCUUUAUCUUUUCCCUGUUUUGGCAAAAUUCGUUUCUAAAUGUACCAUCCUUUAUUUGGUGCCUUAACCAAAAAAAGAGAAAAAAUUAUUUUCGUGAGAACGAAUGUAAAAAGUGUACAGAACGGACGGAUACGUUGCGGUCGGCGAUUAGGAAAAUUUUAUAGCGAAAUUUUGAAUUGUUAGAAAAGGUUAUGUUAGUUAGGGUCAUGCGGGAAUUAUGUGUCGAUUUAAAGUACAAAACGGUUUUGGUUUGUUUUCUAAUAAAUGUAUCGGUACAACGUAGCAUCAACGCAAAAGUGUAGUCUACAUGUUAGCCUUUAAAUGUAUUGCGGACCUUUGAAGUACCUGUUUCUAUAUCUUAAUGUACUACAUUAUAUCACUUCUUGCAUGUAAAUAUAUAUUACUCUUACCCAGUUUCAUGUCGUCUUUUGCAUAUGGCGGCGGGCAACCGUAAGCUUUUUGAUAUAUACAACGAAAGAAUGCCAAGACAGAUUUGAAACUUGGAAAAAGCAAAGUACAUUUUUAGGUAUAUUAAAAGUUUUCCCUUUUAAGUGUUUAAUGUGUAACAUUUGAAACGAAUGUAAUGUUAAUUCUUCAUAUUAGUAAAAAACAAUUAAAAAAAAUAUUAAUGUCAGGCAUCAUGUGCAAUCGUUUAGAUUAGAACUAUCGAUGUACAUUUUAGCUUAGUACAAUCCUAAAUGCGUUUCGUAAAUGUAAACAGAUGUAAUUAGCUAUAGAACAAGUAGGGCGUUCUCAUUCGAUCAUCGUUAACUAAUGCCGUACUUUACAAUAGAGCCGAUCACUCGCGCUUGUUUUAUAGUAAAUUAAAAUCUGUAAUUUAACGUUUAUUAGCCUCCUUCAAGCGAUUUCAGUGUAGCAGCCAGUGUCUGUGCCUUGGACCCAACUAAUAUUUGUGAUAACUUGAGUACCUACCACCUCACGAGAUAGAAUUCAAAUAAAUAACUUUCCGCAUUUA
This is a messenger RNA of Photinus pyralis (common eastern firefly), 4249 nucleotides long. RefSeq lists its product as uncharacterized. NCBI's taxonomy places the organism in Eukaryota, Metazoa, Arthropoda, Insecta, Coleoptera, Lampyridae. Gene Ontology annotation, biological process: protein peptidyl-prolyl isomerization. Gene Ontology annotation, molecular function: peptidyl-prolyl cis-trans isomerase activity; zinc ion binding. The transcript is spliced from 2 exons. The record is from RefSeq and is a predicted model, not a curated record. The coding region runs from base 281 to 1918 and encodes 545 amino acids.